Micromonas commoda is the source of this 1530-nucleotide messenger RNA. RefSeq lists its product with no specific name. Gene Ontology annotation, molecular function: RNA polymerase II cis-regulatory region sequence-specific DNA binding; DNA-binding transcription factor activity, RNA polymerase II-specific. Gene Ontology annotation, biological process: regulation of transcription by RNA polymerase II. Bases 1 to 1530 code for a protein of 509 amino acids. The record is from RefSeq and is a predicted model, not a curated record. Gene Ontology annotation, cellular component: nucleus. The transcript has 3 exons. Lineage: Eukaryota; Viridiplantae; Chlorophyta; Mamiellophyceae; Mamiellales; Mamiellaceae.
AUGGAGAUGCAGAACAUCUUCAACGCGCAGAAUCCGGCUCUGACGCUGUCGGGUCUGAACGAGCAGACCCGGCAGCUGCAGAGCAUGCAAGGCUUCGCCGCUGGCAACCAAGGGAUGGCGCACCCUUCCGUCCUCAUACCGGGCUUCGCCCCGCAUGGGGUCCCACUGCCCCAGCCGAUUAGCAACUCGUUGUUCAACGAGGCCCAGACCCGGGCCGCGCAGCAGAUGCAGGUGCAGGCCAACGCCGCGACCCCCACGGGCGCCGACGGCGUCGGGAGCGAUAACAUGAUGACGUACAUCAGCGGACACGAAUCAGGUCGUAGGGUCAAAGCCGAAAUGAGACGACCCACCACUGACCACCCUGCCCGUUCUCCCCUCGGAAAAAAUAGGCGCAAGAUCGUGAACAACGUGGUGACGAAAAUAUCCACGCCCUAUUCCACCGGCCACAUCCCGUGCCCGUACGGCUGCGGGCGGUCGUUCAAGCACGCGACGCAGAAGGCGAUCCACAUCCGCAAGGUGCACACCGGCGAGCGGCCUUUUGUGUGCAAGGUUGAAGGGUGCGGGAAGGCGUUCUACAGCUCGGGAGACCUCAAAAGCCACGAGAAGACCCACAGCGGCUUGAAGCCGUUCGAGUGCCCCACCUGCGGCAAAGCCUUGAGCUCCAGGAACGCGCUCAAGGUUCACAUUAAGGCGCUACACACUCUCGAGCGGCCGUUUAAGUGCGAGGUGCCCAACUGCGGCAUGACGUACAUGACGCGGCUCGACCUGGACCGUCACAUGAAGAAGCACGUCAAGUGGGAGCAGAAGGAGGAGAAGGCGAAGAUGGCCAACCUCGAGAAGCGCACGGAGAAGGCUGAGCGCAAGCUCCGCCAGGUUUUGGAAAAGCAGGUGAAGAAUCAAUCGGGGGAGGCGCGGGGGUCCGUCAACCUCUCCGCGGGCCGGCUUGUGGCGCUGGCGCCUGGCGAGCCCCCCCCCGAGGGCGCCGUCGCCUACUUCGUCCCCAACGCCAACGGGGCCGGGAUGCCUCUGGAUAAGCUGGACGUCACGUACGCCCGGGGUAAGUACCGGCGGGGCUCGUCCAAGUCCACCGGCGGCGACGGGACGUCCGGGAUGGAGCCGUCUUCGUCGCUGCUCAGCCGCGAAGGCGAGGAGGGCGACGGGGACGAUCCCACGGUGCAGGGCGCCACCGACGCGCAAAACGCGCUGAGGGCGGCGGCGAACGGAACGACCGCCGACGGCGGGAACGGGGUGGUCACGCCGGUCGCGGCGCGCAAGACGUACAAGCGGAAGGCUUCCGCGUUGGCGCCCGCCGACAACGCGGGCGACCCCGAAGCCAUGCUCCGGGCGACAAAGAAGAAGCUGCUGGAGACGAGGCUGCGGAGGGAGUACGACCAGGGCGGGUUCAAGGGGGCGAUUCCGUUCCAAUCGUGGCGCCGGGGGCUGUCCACGGAAGUGUGCCAGAAGUUCCAGGACGAGGUUGACAAGCUCGUUCACUCCGGGAUUGACGGGGUCAUCACCGAGGCGGCUUGA